AUGCCAGUGAAGGUGUACGUGCCACUACAUACCGCGCAGCAGAGCGCCGUCGAGAACGUCCUGCGGGACAGCGGCGCGUUCACACUCGUCAACACCGGCUGGAGCACGUGCGCAGUGCCCGUCGAGUGGGUGAUGCUGCCCCCGAUGGACGAGCCCGCCGAUGCGGACGACUCCGAUGAGGAGGACACCGACACGCCGACUGGGAGCAGAUUCCUCGAGAAUACGGACAGCCUGGAGGAGAUGUGGGAGCACCCGUUCGAGCCCGGCGAUUACGUAUGGGUCCGCGCUCCCCAUGGUUCGUGGCUCCCGGGCCAAGUCACAAGGCAGCCGCCACACAUACGCAGGACGCACAGUGGUGACAAGGAGUGUGUUUACUAUUCCGUCGAGUACCGCCAUCGUGCCACCUUCCGACGAUAUUUUGCCCCUAUGAACGGUGAGAUGAAACCCGACACGGCGCGUGUGCGAGAGCUACUGAAGGAAGGUGGGUGGCUCUGA
Molecule: messenger RNA, 495 nt
Organism: Sparassis crispa
Lineage: Eukaryota; Fungi; Basidiomycota; Agaricomycetes; Polyporales; Sparassidaceae
Exons: 3
Coding region: 1-495 (164 amino acids)
Source: RefSeq, a predicted model, not a curated record